Messenger RNA from Patiria miniata (bat star), 3511 nucleotides. Its product is annotated as piggyBac transposable element-derived protein 4-like. The record is from RefSeq and is a predicted model, not a curated record. The coding region runs from base 540 to 3065 and encodes 841 amino acids. Lineage: Eukaryota; Metazoa; Echinodermata; Asteroidea; Valvatida; Asterinidae. The transcript has 2 exons.
AAUAGGUAAGUAUGCUAUGGGAGGGUGUACUGGGGUGGGUAAGGCUGUUAAGGCCAAAAGUCUCCAGCACUUUGGGACGGUAAUGGGGUUGAUGACAGACAAAGGUGAGCAUGAUCAGUGUUGGACUUCAGCAUUUAUGUUCCAGGUAGGUAGGUAACAAAAUGUAAUGCCAAACUGAUGAAAAAUAAAUUUAUGGUGUUGAUGUAUGGUAACAUGUACAUGUACCGGUACAAUAGGCUUAACUGUAUCAUUUACAUAUGGCGGGAAAUUGAUCCAAUUAAAAAGUUGAGUUUUAUCACAUGGUAUUUAAAUUUUCAUCAUUACAUAAGGCAGUCAAAGGGACCAAUGAUUAUAGAAACAUAUAUGAUAUUUCAUUAUCAAGGUAAUUAGACAAUAAACCAAUAAGAGCAGUUUCAACCAUAACUAUGUAAAUUAUCAUACCCUGGAAAGGUAUAUAAGGAGUGGAAAUUUUGAAAUUAUCGCACACACACAACAUCAGCCAGUUGGUAGUUCUUGCAUGUUUCCCCCAUUGAGUAAAUAUGACGGCCCGUGAGGUGAGAGAGCUACAGACAAGUCUGUCCCAGUCUGAGGGGGCAACUUUCACAAGUGCAUUGCUGGCUGGUGGGGGUACUAGGCAAGACAACCUGCGUAGUGCUAUGGCUCGGGAGGAAAGAGAAAUGGAAGGUGGUGAGAAGACGAAGAAGAAGUCGAAGAAACACAAGAAAAGAACGAAGUCAAGCCAGGAGGCCAGUCAAGAAACAAGCCAGGAGCCGACUCGGAAGAAAUCAAGGAAGGAGAAAAAGAGAGACAAGACAAGUGAGGAGUCUGAGGAACAGUUGAGGGCGGAGGAACAGUUGAGGACGGAGCCUGCUCGGAAGAAAAAGACAAAGAAGGACAAGAAGAGAAAUGAAGACAAGAUAUCCCAUCCACCAGGCCCCUCCUGUGUCCCCCAAGAGCCAGCGAAGGAGAAGAGAGGAAAGAAAAAGGAGAAGAGUCGACACAUUGAUGACGAGGCUAUGGCGCCAGACCAAGCAGGUCCCUCCAGGCCCAUGUCACACACUGAACGAAGUCACUACAUGGCCAUCCAGAGAGAUGCGAGACCCAAGUAUCGGGCUUUGGCAGAGACCAGCUCAUCAGAGGACGAAGACGAGGAGUACCUUCCAGGUCAAUCCCUUGAUGAAGAUGAGGAAAGCGACCUAUUCAUUGAAGGGUUCUGGUCUGAGGGAGAAGAAGAGGAGGCCCAGGCAGACGAGGAAGAUGAAGAUGAUGAUGACCAGGUCAAAGAACAGCAGGCCCGUCCAGCAAAACGGCAAAGAAAAAAGAAGACCAACGCCACUCCAGCUGCAGAUAAUGAUCCCAGGGAGGCAGGGGCAGGUGCAGUGCUGGACGAAGACGUCCAUCAGUGGUCCAGCCAACUGAGGCGGGUUUUCACCCAUCCUUUUGCAGGCCCGACACCACCUGGGCCAACUUUUCCCAAGCAAGCUGGGAUGCGGGCAGUAGAUUACUUCUUGAAGUUCUUUUCGCUGGCCCUGUUUUCUUUCAUCGCCGAAAUGACCAACAUCAACCUACAACUGGCCAAUAUAGAACAUCGAACUUCAACUGCCGAGAUCCGGGCCUGGUUCGGGAUCCACAUGAUCAUGGGCCUGACAAGAAUCGCCAAUGCCAAGGACUACUGGUCUACCAGGCCUGGAUUUCGGAACGAUCUUAUUGCCAAGACAAUGACAAGAGCGAGAUUCAACGUUCUGGCAAGUCAUCUUGCUUGCUCCGACCCAGGGGCAGACCCUAAAAAAAUGCCAUCCACCACCACCGAGGAAAAGCAGGCCAAAUUCAACUACAUACGCAGCCACCAGAAGUUCUACUUCAAGACCCUUUGGGACAACAUCCUCGCCAACUGCCGCACCAAAUAUAAUUGCCGCAAACAUCUUGCAAUUGACGAGGCGAUGAUCCCCUACAGAGGCUUUCGUGCAUGGUGCCAGAAAGUUUUUAUGCCAUGCAAACCGAUUCGAGCAGGUUUCAAAGUCUACGCCAUGGCCGAAAGUUCCACCGGUUACAUAUGCGACUUUGUCAUCCAUACCCACAGCAAGACCCCAAAGAAAAUGGUGGACAUUGCAAUGUCAGUGGCUGCUUCUCACCUGGACCGCUUCCAUCAUAUAUUCACGGACAAGCUAUAUACGUCGAGGGACCUGGCCAACCAGCUCCUACAGCGAGGGACCUACCUCACUGGGGCGAUCAAGAUGAAUUCGGCGAGACUUCCUCUAGACCUGUCUGCCAAUCCCAAGAAGAAUAGCACCAACCUGGCCGCCGUUCAGAACAUCCGAAAGACACCUAGGGGGACUUUCUACGCAAGACAGAGUGGACAGCUGACUUACACCUUGUGGAACGACUCUUCCCUGCUGUCCACUCUGUCCUCUGCUCACUCUGCUUUCAGGGACCCAGCCCGAGACUUUGUGGAACGCCGCUACACCAUCGAAGGUGCCCAGGCACGGCAGGCCCACCGGGUUCCAGCUCCACCAGCAGUCAUCGAUUACUGUCAGCACAUGGGCGGCGUAGAUCGGGCUGACCAGCUACGUAGCUACCAUGCUAUCAACAGGAAAUCCCAAGACUGGUGGAAGCAGGUCGUGUAUUUCCUAGUGGACAUCUGCCGCGUCAAUGGAUGGUUGUGCUAUAAGCAGCAUCUGCAGCAACACCUCUCUGAUGGAUCAGAAGACGACACAUCCUAUGAUGAAUCUGGUCCAUUGAACCACUGCCACUUCACCAUGGAUGUUGCCGAGCAGCUCAUCCAAGGCUACGCACAUGGAUCCAAGACCAAACGGCAGCCAAAGACACCCCGAGUGCCACUUCACAACUUUGGGGGGCUUCACAGCCUUGUCUACAUGGGUGCCAAAUUUCCCAAAGGAUGUAAGCAGUGUGCCCGGGACAAGAAGAAGACACCCUCCGGCUUCCCAGUGAAGACGCACUUUGGCUGUGCUGCCUGCGGCGUCCAUCUCUGCACAAGCUACUGCUUUCCAAGAUACCAUGCCAUUUCCGGGAUUCCAGUCGCAGAGGACCCCGACACCGACAACUAAGAACAACAGGAUCGAGGACACCCUCCCCAACCUCCACUAACCUCCAGAAAAAAAAAUACAAAAAAUCUCAAAAAAAAAAAAAAAAAAAAAAACACCAAAAAAAAACAACAAGCCAUUUGAUUCAAGGGACUCGGGUUAAGUCAAGAAGGCUCAGGUUAUUUUUGUCCAUGAAUUAGAAGGCUAAGAUAAAAAUUGUAUCAUCUCUGAAAACCAGCAGUUCAUGUUGUGUUUCCGCCUUAGAUGAAUACAGACAGUUUACCUCCAAUCCAAGCCAUUUGAUUCAAGGGACUUGGGUUAAGUCAAGAAGGCUCAGGUUAUUUUUGUCCAUGAAUUAGAAGGCUAAGAUAAAAAUUGUAUCAUCUCUGAAAACCAGCAGUUCAUGUUGUGUUUCCGCCUUAGAUGAAUACAGACAGUUUCCCUCCACACACUGCCAGUACAUACUACUA